Hypoxylon trugodes is the source of this 1356-nucleotide messenger RNA. RefSeq lists its product as uncharacterized. The transcript is spliced from 5 exons. The coding region runs from base 1 to 1356 and encodes 451 amino acids. Gene Ontology annotation, cellular component: nucleus; cytoplasm. NCBI's taxonomy places the organism in Eukaryota, Fungi, Ascomycota, Sordariomycetes, Xylariales, Hypoxylaceae. The record is from RefSeq and is a predicted model, not a curated record.
AUGGAAACCCCAAAGAUACCGGCUCCAAAAGACGAAGGAGAAAAGGAAGUCCUCGGGAAUCUGAUCGCUAUUCGCGACCAAUUACAACUGCGCAAACUCGAUCGGACAACCUACGUUCGAACACAAGAUGUAAUGGUCCUAUAUGACCAAACCAUUGAACAGGUUAAGAUCCUCAACGAGAUCAGAGCCGGGAAGCCGGUAGAAGAGAAUCGAGUGGACAGGGUUGUAGACAGUUGCUUCCAACUGCUAUCGCUAUUCUUCAUGACAAUCGGCCGAAACAACGAGGCUCCCGCAGCAUACGCGCUAACAUCGACUAUCAAACGACUUCUAGAUCAUUUAGCAGAAGCCAACCUAUACUCUGCCCAGGACCUCGAGAGUAUGUCUCAGACGCUUGAGCACCUAUCAGAAAUUGUACACAAUUCCGCUAGCACGAGGCCUGCGCCAUUCCUCGAGACCUUGAUCGCGCAACGGAUAGAGCGAUGUAGAGCAUCCCUAGCAACUCUACAGAAGAAGAUUGAGGAUAUUGCAGAGCCGUUAAGGCCAACAGCGGAUAAGCUCGUCUCUAUAAUGAGACAAAUGGCCGUGAUUAAUACUAAGUCUAAAUUCACACCGUCGGAAAUACAUAAGCGCGAGGCUGAAUUAGAGGAGAUUAGUAAGGGGCGAAAGGAUGGGCAGUUCGUUGACGCUGAUGGGAACAUCUUAAAAGGUAGCGAGGGUGUUUCCGCGUUAUUAGACAGGUGUUUGGCUUAUACUAAAAUCGUCCUCGAGAGGAACGGCCAGUUCCCAGACAAGUGGAAGCCAAUCUACGAUGUGCUCGUUGGCAUUAGAAAUGAACUUGACAAAUUAUCAUUAACUCAAGCCUGGUCCCUACGGGAGACGGAUUUGUAUGAUUAUCAGCGGCAACUGGAUAGAAUUGAUGAGAGUAGGGUGAAUGGAAAUUGGGUCGACGAUCAGGGACAACUGGCCGAACUCUAUGUCCAACGAACACUACUUUACCUAAUCCGAAGAAGUUACGGUUAUAUAUAUCACCUUAUGGUAUCAUCAGAACCAGUUUCCGAGGCUCUUCUACCGAUUUAUAACCAACUGCAAACCCUAAAGCGAUGCCUGGUCGAAGUGAAAAACAGUGGUGGUGUUACUUCGGCAAGGGAGCUAUACCCCUAUAGUAUGAAACUGCAUUCGAUUGACAAUAUGAGGGUUGACGGAAAAUUUAUGGUUGGCGAAGAUAUCCCGGAAGGUCAAGGUAGCGUCGCUGAGUUGCUCGCCGAGUGCUUCGACCUGAAUUAUGAGCUCCGGGUAGCUGCAGAGGCAGCAACAGAAUCACCAACGCCAGAACCACUUCCGCAACCGGCGGUAUAG